AUGAGGGAUAUUGUAUUUGUAUCACCGCAGCUGUAUUUGUCAUCACAGGAGGGUUGGAAAAGUGAUUCUGCCAAAAGUGGGUUCAUCCCUAUCCUCAAAAAUGAUCUACAACGUUUUCAGGACUCAUUAAAACAUAUAGUUGACGCCAGAAACAGCUUAUCAGAGACACUGCUAAAUAGCAACGAUGAUGGGAGUAUACACAAUUCUGACCAGAAUACUGGUUUGAAUAAAGACAAAGAGGCUUCAAUAGCAGAUAACAAUAGUGCUAACAAGUGCGCCACAAGCUCUUCCCGUUACCAAGAGCUCAAACAAUUUCUUCCCAUUUCCUUAGACCAACAGAUUCAUACAGUAUCUUUACAAGGUGUCUCUUCAUCAUUUUCUCGCGGACAGAUAGAAUCAUUGCUAGACCACUGUUUGAAUUUAGCGUUGACUGAAACUCAAAGCAAUUCCGCAUUGAAAGUAGAAGCUUGGUCUUCUUUUUCUUCGUUUUUAGAUACCCAGGACAUUUUUAUAAGAUUCAGUAAGGUUGAUGAAGAUGAGGCAUUUGUUAAUACGCUGAACUACUGCAAAGCCUUAUUCGCGUUUAUUAGAAAGCUACAUGAGGAUUUCAAGAUUGAGUUACACUUGGAUUUGAACACAAAAGAAUAUGUCGAAGACCGAACAGGAACUAUACCGAGUGUUAAGCCAGAAAAGGCUAGCGAAUUUUAUUCUGUUUUCAAAAACAUUGAAGAUCAAACAGACGAAAGAAAUUCAAAGAAAGAACAGUUGGAUGACUCUUCCACACAAUACAAAGUGGAUACAAACACUUUAAGUGAUUUGCCAUCGGAUGCUUUGGACCAAUUGUGCAAGGAUAUAAUAGAAUUUAGGACAAAAGUUGUCAGUAUAGAGAAAGAAAAAAAAAUGAAAAGUACGUACGAGGAAAGUAGGCGUCAAAGACACCAAAUGCAAAAAGUUUUUGAUCAAAUAAGGAAAAACCACUCAGGAGCCAAAGGGAGCGCCAAUACAGAGGAGGAGGAUACUAAUAUGGAAGAUGAAGAUGAGGAGGAUGACACUGAAGACGACCUUGCCUUAGAGAAGAGAAAAGAAGAAAGAGACCUGGAAGAAUCAAAUCGUAGAUAUGAGGAUAUGUUACACCAAUUACAUUCCAAUACAGAGCCUAAGAUAAAAUCCAUUAGGGCUGAUAUCAUGAGUGCUGAAAACUAUGAGGAACAUUUGGAGAAAAAUCGCUCAUUAUAUUUGAAGGAGCUAUUACACCUUGCCAACGACGUUCAUUACGACCACCAUAGAUCUUUCAAGGAGCAAGAGGAAAGAAGGGACGAAGAGGAUAGAGCUAAAAAUGGAAAUGCAAAGGAACUGGCGCCUAUACAACUAUCGGAUGGUAAGGCCAUAUCUGCAGGGAAGGCUGCCGCCAUCACCCUUCCUGAAGGCACUGUGAAGAGCGAGAACUAUAACGCGGACAAGAAUGUGUCUGAGAGCUCAGAACACGUCAAGAUCAAAUUCGACUUUAAGAAGGCUAUUGAUCACUCAGUUGAAAGCUCUAGCGAAGACGAGGGAUACAGAGAGAGCGAGCUACCUCCAACAAAACCCUCCGAGAGAAGCGCGGCAGAGGACCGUUUGCCAUUUACAGCAGAUGAACUGAACAUAAGACUAACUAAUCUGAAGGAAUCGCGCUACGUGGACGAACUGGUGCGUGAAUUCCUCGGCGUCUACGAGGACGAGCUGGUGGAAUACAUUCUUGAGAACAUCCGCGUGAACCAGAGCAAACAGGCCCUUUUAAAUGAGCUAAGGGAGACUUUCGACGAGGACGGGGAAACGAUAGCUGAUAGACUGUGGAGUCGUAAAGAAUUUCGCUUGGGGACCUGA
Molecule: messenger RNA, 1863 nt
Organism: Saccharomyces cerevisiae S288C
Lineage: Eukaryota; Fungi; Ascomycota; Saccharomycetes; Saccharomycetales; Saccharomycetaceae
Gene: SNU71
Product: Snu71p
Exons: 1
Coding region: 1-1863 (620 amino acids)
Cellular component (GO): nucleus; cytoplasm
Source: RefSeq, marked reviewed